AUGACCAGCGACGCAAACCCCGUCUCUAUUUCGACGCCACCGAUGGCGUCCAGUGCGGACUCAAAUGUCCCAACGGAAGCACGCCCGGUUGCAGACGAUGUCAAGGUCGCUGAUGCCAAGAGCGCCGAAGUGCCGUCAAAUGAUAAGCCGCCAUCUACAGAUGCAAUUCGCAAAGUUGAGGACUAUAUGGUGUUCGAUAGCAAGGGUGAAAAACACACUUUCCAGAGCAUCUAUGAUGGGCCCGAUUCAACUGGCCGCGUAUUGGUGAUUUUCAUUCGCCAUUUCUUCUGUGGGGCAAUCCGGCCCGACGAGUUGCGGCAACUACCUGUACCCACGUCGUUCGCCAUUAUCGGCUGCGGGGAUCCCGGCCUGAUCGACUUCUACGCUAAGGAGACAGGCUGUACAUUCCCAAUUUAUGCUGACCCAGCAAACACACUAUAUGACGACUUGGGAAUGUCCAUGACGUACGCUCUCGGACCGCGCCCCGAGUACUUCCGCAAGAGUAUGGUGCGAAUUGUCUCAGAGUCCCUCGUGCAAGGGUUCAAGCACUUUACCAGCGGGCUUGCCACCAAGGGAGGUGAUUCCAAACGGGUGGGUGGUGAGUUCCUCUUUGAACCGAGUGAGGACGGAGAAGCGAAAAGGAUUGCGUGGUGCCAUCGCAUGACAACAACGCGCGAUCAUACGGGACUCAAAGAGCUGGCACAGGUACUCGACACGGAUGGUAAGGUUCUGUUGCAGAGAUCGUGA
Messenger RNA from Penicillium canariense, 747 nucleotides. Its product is annotated as peroxiredoxin-like family protein. NCBI's taxonomy places the organism in Eukaryota, Fungi, Ascomycota, Eurotiomycetes, Eurotiales, Aspergillaceae. The transcript is spliced from 2 exons. The record is from RefSeq and is a predicted model, not a curated record. The coding region runs from base 1 to 747 and encodes 248 amino acids.